Molecule: messenger RNA, 2880 nt
Organism: Fundulus heteroclitus (mummichog)
Lineage: Eukaryota; Metazoa; Chordata; Actinopteri; Cyprinodontiformes; Fundulidae
Product: serine/threonine-protein kinase MAK
Exons: 15
Coding region: 393-2234 (613 amino acids)
Biological process (GO): protein phosphorylation; intracellular signal transduction; cilium assembly
Cellular component (GO): cytoplasm; nucleus; cilium
Molecular function (GO): protein serine/threonine kinase activity; ATP binding
Source: RefSeq, a predicted model, not a curated record
AUUUUUUAUCAGUCAGAGCGGUUAACAAACAGACGAGACGUGACGGAUUUGGCGCAACUACGAAAUGCUAACGUGUAAAAAUAUAUAUAAGUAAAAAAAAAAGUUAAACAAUGGAAGGAGUGGAGCAGCGGGGGCCUCUCUGAGUCUGCAGGAGGGGCUGGGUCUACUGGUGACCCACACUGUUAACCUGUUGACAGUUCCUGACAGCGGGGCAGGAUCCAGACUGCUUCCCUUUUCCACCAGGUAAACAUUUGCUCCGCAUCAGUGAUCCACAGGUGAACCGGAUAUUUUGAACCCGGGUUUCUGCGGGGAAAGCCUCGCUGACCGAAGAAACCGAGCGCUUCCACUGACCAACUGUUGGAGCUUGAGGGAGUGCCAGAGCUCGUUGGACCAUGAACCGAUACACCAUGCUCAAGCAGCUCGGGGACGGCACGUAUGGCAGCGUGCUGCUGGGCAGGAGCAAUGGUACCGGGGAACUGGUGGCCAUCAAGAGGAUGAAGAAGAAGUUUUAUUCUUGGGAUGAGUGCUUGAAUCUCAGAGAGGUUAAGUCACUGAAGAAGCUGAAUCAUGCCAAUGUGGUGAAACUGAAGGAAGUGAUCAGGGAAAAUGACCACCUCUACUUUGUCUUUGAGUACAUGAGAGAAAACCUCUAUCAGUUCAUGAAUGAAAGAGAAGAAAGGAUGUUUUCUGAAAAUGAGAUAAGGAACAUUCUGUUCCAGGUUUUAUCUGGGUUAGCAUUUGUGCAUAAGCACGGGUAUUUCCAUCGGGACUUAAAACCAGAGAACCUGCUCUGCAUGGGCCCGGAGCUCGUCAAGAUUGCAGAUUUUGGACUAGCAAGAGAAAUCCGCUCACAGCCGCCUUACACAGAUUAUGUGUCCACAAGAUGGUACAGAGCCCCAGAGGUUUUGCUGAAGUCCAGCUCCUACAGCUCCCCCAUCGACAUUUGGGCUGUGGGCUGCAUCAUGUUUGAGCUGUACACACUGAGGCCUCUUUUCCCAGGAAACAGCGAGGUGGACGAGAUAUUCAAGAUCUGCCAGGUGCUGGGAACGCUGAAGAAGUCGGACUGGCCAGAAGGCGUCAACCUGGCCUCCUCCAUGAACUUCCGCUUCCCAAAGUGUCUCCCCACCAGCUUCAAAUGCCUGAUUCCCAACGCCAGCGGAGAGGCGAUCGCACUGAUGACCGCGUUACUGCAGUGGGACCCUGAGAAAAGGCCGAGUGCUGCUCAGGCUCUGAGGCAUCCGUUCUUUCAUGUCGGUCAAAUCUUUGGGGCCCCUCUGAAGCACAGGCCUCCAGAAAACGUGUCUGAAGCGGCUGCAGAACCAAAGCCUCUGUCCCUCUGCAAGACGGACCAGGACUCCUCCAAGCUCAGCAAAACCCAAGCGGAGCAACAAAGCUACAGCCAGCGUCUCCGUCCGCCUCCCAAACCGAUCCCGGUUCCUCAGGAAAACAGGAGGAGACUAACAGAGGAACAGCAGGAGCCCCUCAGUCUGGUGACAAACGUGCAGCCAAGCGUGCAAGCUGUAGGAUCCACUGAGGGAGCGGUCGCCGCAGGAAUCGAGACCAGUGCAUGUGGGGCUCGGGCAGGACGGCGACGAUGGGGUCAGACCUCUUUCCAGUCGGUCAGCGGGGAUGAUGGAGAUGCUGGAGGCUCCAUCUCCAAAAAACCCACCAUCACCUCGCUGAGGAGCAGGAAUAAACCCAUCGAUCUAUUUUCAGGGUCAAAGAGCAACGUAGGAGUAAAUCUACAGAGCAGCACGAGGCUGAACAGAGCGCACCCGGCUAAGUCUGCCAAGCAACACUACCUCUGCCAGUCCAGAUACAUGCCAGGUGUAAAUCCAAGAAGUUUCUAUUCUUCUGUGGGAGGUCAAGCUGCAGGCAGGAAGCAGAACUGCUCCAUCUUAACAAGAAGACAAGACGCACACUUUCAUCUGGCUAAAGAUUUUUUCCCGACCAGCCCCAAGUCGUUUGUUUCACCAUCGCAUCAAACAGUGGUGGAUCUGUCAUCCGCUGCCGAUCUGAGGACGGACUAUAAAAUCAAAACCUCUAAAAGCAGGCCGCAUCUAAACCAGGCGCCACCUUCUAAUGAAGAGUUGGGGGGAUGGAGGAGUAGGUCUCUGCAUCCUCAGAUACCGGCGCCCAGCGGCACAGGAACGCCGGGCCUCUCCAGGAACACAAGCCUUCAGCCGGUGCACGGACGAGUGGACUGGACCGCCAAAUAUGGAGGCAACCGAUAGCCCAGCAGCGAGCGGCGCCCACACAGAGACCUUGUGGUUGAGCUUUUUUUUUUUAAUUUUCUACCAAUUUGUAGCUAUGCAGUUAUGGUAGAACGUAAGUCCUCCCUCUUUCAGUUCUGGAGUUAUUUUUGGAGAAAUUAUCUUGAUCAGGUUAUAUGAAAAAAAAAAAAACACAGUCAUUAAAAGCAAAUGAAAAUUAACAAACCUAAUGUGUGAGAAAGUAAGUAAAUUCCAUGUUUCGUUAACAUUUUCUUUUCCAGUUUGACUAAUAGUUUCUAAUGGUUAUGGAAAACUUGUGUCCCACUCUUUUACACAGGCGUUUUACACAUUUAACCCUUGAAGGCCAAAGUAUUUAUGUACAAGUAAAGCUCCAAAAAUUAGAAUAUAAAUCUACUGUCUAUUUUUUUUUUCUUUAGUGACUCGGUUCAGAAACUGAAACUCAUAUUAUACUGAUUCAUUACACACAGAUUAAACUAUAUAAAGCCGAUAUUUCUGGUAAAUUUUGAUGACAAUUGGUCACAGAUAAUUAAAACACCAAAUUUAGUGUCUCGGAAAAUCAGACCAUUACAUCAGAUCCAAAAGAAAAAGAUAUUUUAAGCAGGAAUGUGAGACUUUGUAUUUGUGAUUCUAUGCACCCACACUGCAA